ACUUCUACUGUGAUAACAAGCAUCGUUUAUCGUUGGAUUGUUGUAAGAAAACAUUAAAAAUGAGUGAAGCAGCUUCUCCAAAGAAAAUCGCACCCAAGAAGAAACCUGCUGCAAAGAAGACAGCUGAUCACCCUAAAUAUGUGGACAUGAUCAAGGCUGCUAUCGCUACCCUAAAGGAACGCGGUGGUUCAUCUCGCCAAGCUAUUACAAAAUAUAUUCAUGCAAAUUACAAAGUUGCUGAAAACUCAGAUCAUCAUCUGAAAAUGGCUCUUAAACGAGGAGUAACAUCAGGCGAUUUGAUUCAAACUAAAGGCACUGGUGCUUCUGGAUCAUUCAAGCUAGGUCAGGUAAAAAAAGAAAAACCUAAGAAAAAGGCCGCAGCAAAAAAGCCAACGGCAAAGAAGCCUACUGCAAAGAAAAGUACACCAAAAAAGAAGCCAGCAAAGAAGAGCACGCCAAAGAAAGCAGCAAAGAAGCCUGCCACAAAGAAAGCCUCGGCUAAGAAACCAGCAGCUAAGAAACCCACAAAGAAGCCUGUUGCUAAAAAACCUGCAGCAAAGAAGGUCAAAAAGACUCCCAAAAAGGCAGCAAAGAAGACCGCAAAAAAAUAAUUUGUGUGUAUCUGGCUAUUACAUUAACAAACGGCUAUUUUUAUAG
Messenger RNA from Hydractinia symbiolongicarpus, 657 nucleotides. RefSeq names its product histone H1-delta-like. Gene Ontology annotation, biological process: nucleosome assembly; negative regulation of DNA recombination; chromosome condensation. The coding region runs from base 60 to 611 and encodes 183 amino acids. Gene Ontology annotation, cellular component: nucleus; nucleosome. The record is from RefSeq and is a predicted model, not a curated record. Gene Ontology annotation, molecular function: structural constituent of chromatin; nucleosomal DNA binding; double-stranded DNA binding. The transcript has a single exon. Lineage: Eukaryota; Metazoa; Cnidaria; Hydrozoa; Anthoathecata; Hydractiniidae.